Messenger RNA from Bombus pascuorum, 1955 nucleotides. RefSeq names its product sialin (gene NaPi-T). Gene Ontology annotation, molecular function: transmembrane transporter activity. NCBI's taxonomy places the organism in Eukaryota, Metazoa, Arthropoda, Insecta, Hymenoptera, Apidae. The record is from RefSeq and is a predicted model, not a curated record. The coding region runs from base 299 to 1879 and encodes 526 amino acids. The transcript has 9 exons. Gene Ontology annotation, cellular component: plasma membrane. Gene Ontology annotation, biological process: transmembrane transport; monoatomic anion transport.
UGAUUAUAGCCGAAGAACAAUCAUGCAGUAUACUCCGCGACACUAGCUGAUUAACACACACUUAGAGAUACACGAAACGUCUAACAAAAUCUGUCAAAGGACAAUAUUCCUAUGAAUAAUCAUCGUGACGCGAGACUUCCCGUAAAAUCAAUGGAAUUAUAGGUAUUUUCACAGAAAACGGUAUACCUCGACACGAUUCCAAGAAACGUUUGACUAUUAUUACAUCGCGUGUGCGUAAUUCCCUCAUUCGAUUUAACUGGUGGAGUAUCGUAGCCUGUGAAGGAAAGAAAUCGACGAAAUGGCCAAUAAAAAAGAACUGAUAUCAUGCCGGGACGUGCUUUGGUAUCUUGUUUUCUGCGGUUUCGCUAUAAAUUACAUGCUGCGGAUCAACUUGAAUCUGACGAUAGUAGCGAUGGUAAUACCUCGUCCAAAGCUGGCAACAAAUUCUCAAUGUGACAUCGAAAAUCUACGGUUAUACAAUAAAACAGACGAUAGUAACAACACACUUGAGACUACAAUAUCUACUACAUCACACUCGGAGCGAGAUAUUAUUGACGAUGAUCGAUUUGCUUGGACCGAGCAUCAGCAAGGCUUAGCUUUGGGAGCUUACUACUGGUUGCAUUGGACAACACAACUUCCUGGAGGGCUUCUAGCAAGACGUUAUGGUACAAAACUUGUUUACGGCUUAGGAAAUCUCUUAACAGCAAUUCUUGGCUUCUUUAUUCCGUUUAUGACCCGUUAUCACCUUUAUGCUCUUGUGACACUACGGGCUCUCCAGGGUCUGGUCGCGGGUGUUAUAUGGCCUUCUAUGCAUGACAUGACUGCCAAAUGGAUUCCUCAGAAUGAGAGAAGCAAAUUUGUUAGUUCCUAUUUGGGUAGUUCUGUCGGUGCUGCUAUAACUUACCCACUUUGCGCAGUUGUUAGUAGUACAUUCGGUUGGGGUACUGCAUUUUAUAUAACAUCAUUACUUGGAGUCAUUUGGUACUGUUUCUGGCUAUUCCUCAUACACGACUCACCUCAGCAACAUCCUCGAAUAUCUGACGAAGAGAAAAAAUAUAUUUUGGAACAUCUUGGUAAUUCGAUCGAUGAAAAACAAACUGUUAUUCCUUGGAAACAUAUACUGACAUCUGGUCCAGUUUGGAUUACAAUCAUAGCUCACUGGAGUGGAGCAUGGGGCUUUCUCACACUAAUGACUCAAGCUCCAACUUACUUUAACUUCAUUCACGGAUGGAAUAUCAAUGCGACUGGACUUUUGUCUGGAGCCCCGCAUAUACUAAGAAUGAUUUUCUCGUAUUAUUACUCGAUCAUGAGCGACUGGCUCAUACGUACCAACAAGAUGAGUUUAACCAACGUUAGAAAACUGGCUUUGUUCGUAUGUACUGGUUUGCACGGGAUUUUCAUCUUGGCUUUGGGCUAUAGCGGAUGUCAUCCGACGCUCGCGGUAGUCUUCAUGAUGGCAGGAACAGCUGUAACUGGUGCGAUUUCCGCUGGUCCCUUGGCGACUUUUGUGGAUUUGAGUCCGAAUUAUGCUAGUAUUCUUCUUGGAUUUUGCGGAAUGAUAGUAAUAGCCUCUGGAUUCAUUUCACCAGCAGUGGUUGGUAUUUUGACGAACAAUAAUCAAACUGUAUCGCAAUGGCGAUUAGUUUUCAUCAUAGCUGCUGUUAAUUCUAUUGUCGGGACUAUUAUAUGCUUGAUGUUUGGAACAUCAAAAGAACAACCAUGGAAUAAGUAUGGUAAGUCAAACAAGCAAAAUGCGCAAGAAUUGCAGAAAUUGACAGUGACGCCAUUUAUAAAAAUCGGAGAGGAAAAUGAGGAAAAGGAUACGACCGAAAAAGAUGGAAUGGUUAACAUGAUGAACAAUGGGGAACAAGAGAAAUAAAUACACAUGUGUCUGAGUUAUUUGUAAAAUAUAAUAAAAUACAACAUGUGUUCACGACUAACGAUAAUAACAAUAA